Molecule: messenger RNA, 1959 nt
Organism: Capsicum annuum
Lineage: Eukaryota; Viridiplantae; Streptophyta; Magnoliopsida; Solanales; Solanaceae
Exons: 9
Coding region: 1-1959 (652 amino acids)
Source: RefSeq, a predicted model, not a curated record
AUGGGUGGAAAAGUUGAUGCAUCUGUCAACCAAUCAAAGGGACCAAGAACAUUUCGAUUGUCUAGGCAAAAUUAUCAUAAAAUUGGAAGUUUACUGCCUACAGAGGGAUCAUCUCCAAGAUCCGCACAAUUGUAUAUUUAUGAUACAGAAAAUGAGGUGGACAAUAGAAUUCAGGCUAUCAGUCGUGGCGAAAGUAACAUUCAAAUAAAUGCUGAAAUUGUGAAUGAACUGAAGCAAAUGCUAGAUGAACACAAUGUAUUAGCAAAAUUGAUAGGGAAAAGAGGCUUCGAUGGAAGAAGAUACAACUUACCAUCAGUUUCAGAGGUUGCAGCUUUGGUCGUUGGUGAUUUUGAACCAAAAAUGUCAGACAGAGAUAUUAUUAUUGAAAGUCAAUCUGGACAGCUUAAGAGGAUAAAUGAAUUGAAUGCCUCAUAUUUAGGAUUGCAAUAUCCUCUACUCUUUCUAUAUGGUGAAGAUGGAUAUAGAGAAGAUAUUCCUUUAAAUCUUAAGGAUGAAUCAAGUGGUGGAAGAAAAUGUGUUAGCUGCCGUGAAUACUUCUCAUACAAAAUUCAAGAAAGGAAGCAUGAUGAUUCAACUAUUGUGUUAUCUAAAAGAUUAUUUCGGCAAUUCUUAGUUGAUGGGUUAGAAAAAGCUGUUUUAAGAAGAGACACAGAACCGUCUUCUCAAGGACAGAGAGUUAUACUUUCUUCAUCAUUCACUGGAGGGGCACGUUACAUGUUGCGAAAUUAUCAGGAUGCCAUAAAAAUUUGCAAAUGGGCUGGAUACCCUGAUAUUUUCAUCACAUUUACUUGGAAUUCAAAAUGGCCAGAGGUUACUAGAUUUGGGAAGUGUAGGGGAUUGUCUCCGGAAGAUCGUCCAGACAUUUUAACAAGGAUUUUAAAAAUCAAAUUGGAUCAAUUGUUAAGAGAUCUGCGAGACAAUAAUGUUUUUGGUGAAGUAAAAACAGUGAUUUAUACCACUGAAUUUCAAAAGCGUGGUUUGCCUCAUGCACAUUUCCUACUUUUUCUUCAUAAUAAAUGUCCAAAUACUGCCAAUAUUGAUGACAUUAUUUCAGCUGAAUUGCCUGACAAUUUAGUUGAUCCUCAAUAUUAUGCGACUGUUACAAAUUUAAUGAUUCAUGGACCAUGUGGUACUGCAAGAAAAUCUUCUCCUUGCAUGCAAAAUGUUGAUGAUGAAGGGUAUCCUAUAUACAGAAGAAGGGAUGAUGGAAGAUCUACAAAGAGAGCAGGCCAUGAUCGUGUAACUGCUACUUUUUCUCAAAGUGAAAAUACUGAUGACUCAAGAGUUGUUGAUGAAAUAAAUAUGCAUUGUGAUUGUCGGUAUAUAUCGCCAUGUGAAGCAGCUUGGAGAAUUUUUAAAUUCUCAAUCCAUCAUAGAGAACCAUCUGUAGAAAGGUUACCCUUUCAUCUGGAUGGCAAUCAAAAUGUCAUAUUUUCAAAUGAUGAUUCGAUUGAUGUAGUAGUUAACAGAUCAACCGUAAAAGAAUCAAUGUUUUUAAAAUGGUUUGAAGCAAAUAAGGAAUUUCCUGAAGCAAGAGAGCUAACAUAUGCAGAAUUUCUUCUAAAAAUUUUCUUUGUUCCUCUGGGAUCUGGAGAGCAAUAUUAUCUUAGAUUGUUGUUGAAUGUUAUCAAAGGUCCAACAUCCUAUGAGGAUCUUACAAAAAUAAAUGGUCAUGAUCAUAAGAAUUUCAGGGAUGCGUGUUAUGCUCUAGGUUUAUUAGACGAUGACAAAGAGUACGUGGAUGCUAUAGUGGAAGCAAAAGUUAACCUAACAGAUAAUGAUCUAGAAAAUCUUUGCUUGCAAAAGAUUGACCACUUUAUAAAAGGUUGCAGAAGAAGUUUUCUUAAUUUUCCAACAAUGCCAAUGCCUGUUUAUAACGAGGAAGAGGUUGACCAGAAUAAUAGAUUAAUCUUUGAUGAAAUGCGUUAUAACAGAUGA